AUUGGAGGGAUAAUUUAUAUUGAUUAGAUGUUUCAUUUAUUUAUUUAUUAUAUGAUCAUGCAUUUGCAGCGGAUUGAGAUGAGCAUUUAUAUAUAGAAUGUGCAUAAUGGCUUAAUAAUGAUCUCUGGUUUUGCUAAAUCAGCCCCAGACGUAGCUGAUCCCUUGUAUUGCAAGUUGCUUAUAGUUGUUUUUUUAAUGCUGGCAUAAUCCAACCUGCUUGUCUUGAAUUUAUAAUUUCUUUUUCCUAAAACUUGAUUAAUUUAUAAUUUCUUUUGCCUAAAACUUGAUUAUGACGUAUGCUUGAUGAUCCCCCCAUGGAUACCAAAAACUUCUGUUAUCCGCUCUUUAUGUUUGUGCCUUCCAUUCAAAUUCAGAAUGGAAAUGACAUUUGUUUUUGCUUAUUUGAUGUGAACUGCCUUCGUUGAUUAUUCUGUCAUAUGCAAAAUCAAAGCUUCUUUUAACAUUAAAUUCUUUUCUUUCCUUUUUUUUCACCUUGUUUAUUUCUGCACAUUCUUGCACUAUACAUUUUGGAAUUCGAGCAUCAGUUCAUCAUGCACCAACAAUUUGUUUAGAAACAUUUCAUUAGAGAGCAAAUUGGUGAGCUAAUUAAGGAUGUAAAAAGGGAGCAGAUUGCUAGUGAGCAAAUAAGAAAGCAAAAAGGGCCUCUAAAUUAAAGGGUGUUAUGGAUUACUAAAUCAUCUACCCACUAUAAAGAGAAGGAUGUGGCUCCGAAGUCAUUGUAAGGGUAGAAGCUAGGUCCCUUCUGAGGGAGGGUGUCCAUGGUUUCAGGUAAGUGAGGGGAUUUGUUUCCUGAAAUUGUUAUUCUCUUAUUCCUGUUAUUUGGAUCUCCGUUAAGCUUGUAUUUCUUUCUUAGUUAACAGUAAAGCUUCUUUACCACAUUUCUAUUGAGUUGUUGGUUAUUCUGUUUACUGUCAAAUAAAGACAUGAAAGGAAUGAAGGAAAGCUUCUUUACUGUUUACUGUUAAUUGAGCUGCAACUUUAAUUUAUAGCCAGUAGGUGAUCUAGUCAUCCUUAUCACCCCCUUAAUUGGUAUGAUUGUUGGCACUUCUUGCUUCCUAACAAUGUGCUCCCUUCUUCCCUCUACUCCGUAACAAUUUCCCUUCUUAUCUCUUUAUUUGACUCCCUGCUUUCCUCCCUAAAACAGUUUCACCAUCCUCAAAUAUUCAGCCCAAGUCCCAAUUGUCCCUCUUUUCUAUUGUUUUCUGUUCUGUUGUGUUCAUUCUUCCUUUGCCCCCCUCCCCAAAAGAAAAGGAAAAAAAAGAAAGAGAGGAAAGAGCUUAAAAAAUAAGCUUCCAAUCUAAAAGGGAAAUAGGGAAUCGAUAGUAAAUGUAAAAAGAUAAAUUAAUUUUUCUCCUUUAUGCAGGGAACUUCUGGAAGAAUAAACUAGAAUGUAAUAAGUUCAUGUCUUUGCAUUUCUGGAUUUUUAGUUUCAUAUACUGAAUAAAUUAAUUCUAGAUAAAUUAAUUUUGACUUCUUUUUAUUCAAGGAUUUGUGGAAGAAUAAACUAGAAUUUAAUAUGUUCAUGUCUUUAUAUUUCUAGAUUCUUAGUUUCAUGUACUGAAUAAUUUAAUUUUACUGAUGCAUUUAGAGGCUGACGUUUACUAGGUGAUAAUUGUGUUUAUAUGCCAAUCAUUGCUGGCAUUGCUGACAAAAUUUGAAGUUAUAAUAAUUUAUACUUGUGUAUUUCCGUGUAAACUCUGUAAUGGAAUAUAGACACCAACCACUUGGUUCGCCUCCAUUAUAGAAAGGUGUCUGGUUUGGUUUGCUUUAUAAGUCAGCCAAACCUGCUCUUAAGUAGAAAGUCAUGAGUAGAGAACAUUCAAUUUGGCUUAUAAGUUAAAAAAUUACUUUAAGUGUAGGAUUAUCUAUUUAUUUUAAAAUUACUCCUUGACCAAUUAAAGGACUAUAUUAUCAGAAUGACUUUUAAAAUUGUUAAAACUACCAUCAUUUUAACAAAUCCUUCAACUUCCUAUGUGAUUAAUGUACCCUUUUUUUUGUUAUUGUGAUGAAUGAAGUUAUUUUUAUGUGGCCAUCAACCAAAUACUCGAACUAUUUAACAGUAAUUUUUAAAGUAAUUUUGCCAAAUAUUUAUCAAUUUAUUUUUAAAUUAACUUAUAAGUCAGAUUUAAAAAGUAGGUAGUCAAACCAAACACCAUCUGAUUGUCCAUGUUACCCUUAAUAGAUACCUGGCAUCAAGGUUGGGUGAUAAGCUGAUAUACAAGGUAGAAGCCUGUCACAAAAGUGUUGAUCUUCAUAUUAAUAGAACUUGACAAGAGUUAACUUCUUUCAGUUACUUGAAAUUUGUUUUGGCACUUUAUAAGCUAAUAUAUGUGCAUGUCCAUAUCUGCUCGUCAGUGUUCUUUUUUUUUUUUUUUUACUUGUUCUCCCUUUCCUUUUCUUUUUCCCCUCAAUAUCUGGGCCUCAGUAAGAAAUGAUUCAGAAUUGUUUUUAGAAUUAGUUUUUGAUAUUAUUACAUUACAUGUUCCCAUGGUUUUCGCUUUAAUUUUUGUUAUUCAAGUCUCAAGAUAGAAUUUCAACAUCAAUAAUGAUUUUUAUCAAUACUUCAGUUUUCCUGUUAUGACAGUCUUUAUCAUCAGUCGUUAUUUUUAGUAGUUAUGCUUCCCUUCAACUACAUAUAAGGAAUUAAAUAUUCAAUCAGACCUUACACUCAUUUGUUCUAUCAACUAAAUAUCUGAGAUUAGGUAUGUUCUUAUUAUUAGUUGGGUUCACUUUGAAAUAAUAUUGACUGAUUUCGCUGGAGUGUGAACACUCCAAAAUUAAAGAGCUUGUUCGUUCAUGAGAUUUCUACAAACCCAGGUUGAGGUGUACUUGUUUCUUUGAGUUGCUAAGACUUUCCCACUCCCACAUUAUACUGCCCUUGCUUUGCCGAGCUGAUAUACGCAACACCAAGGUUUGAGGUGUCUCAUUUUUUUGAUUCUCACUCCUAGAUUUUUAUGAUAUUGUUAAAUAUCUGGGAUUUUGAACAACACAACCAGUAUUAUAUCCCUUAUGUAUCUCCCGGGUCCUGUUGCUGCUACUUCUCAAUUUUUGAAGCUGAGGAUGGGGAUGUUGUAUUUUGUUGGCAUCAAAAUUUUAGAGAUUGGAUUCCUCUACUUGAGAUAUGCUGCUGAUCCAAAGACUUUAUGGAAUUGGUUUGAGCCAUACAUCAAAGAUGACGAGGAAUUCUCUCCGGGUUCUAACGGACGAAAGGCUACAAUGGGUGUAUAUGUGCGUGAUUUGCUCCUUGGACAGUACUACUUUGAUACCCUUUUCCCCCGCAUUCCUGUUCCUGUUAUGCGGCAGAUUGGGUCAAAUCUUGAGAAAAUGAAGCUUCCCACAAAACCUUCUGGUUCAACUGGGGAUUCGGUACGACAUGGAUCUGAUGACACUGCACGCCGACCACCAUCUGUGAAGGCUGCACUUUCAGUGUCUUUUGGUCAGCGUGCUCCUCAUCGUGCAUCGACUAGGGACUCCUCACCUGUUCGCCGUACGCUACCACCACCCUCUUAUGAUAGAGGGAGUGAUGAUCCAAGAAGAUCUCCCAGCAACCGUCGCAGCCAAAGUCAUGAAUAUUCUGAUAAAGAAUAUUCAGAGAGAGAUAGGGAUCGGGACCAGGACCGAGACCGAGAUGGGCGUGACAGAGACGGGGGUCGAGACAGAGAUCGGGACAGAGAAAGAGACAGGGAUAGAGACCGAAGGUAUGAUUAUGACCGGAGAUACAGGUAUUCUGAGAGAGAAAGCAGAAGGGACUAUGAAAGGAGCAGCCGUGAUGGAAGCAGACACUAUAGAGAAAGUACUCGGAGAAGUCAUAGUCGGAGUCGCAGCAGAAGCAGGAGCAGAAGUCGUAGUAUGCAAGCUGCUGCUUCACCAUUUGAUCGUCAUUCUAGUCCACCUAGGGAUGGAAACAAGGAUAGGACAUCUGCAUCUAGCAAUCUGGCAAAGCUCAAGGAUAUGUAUGGUGAUGCAAGUGAUCAGAAAGGGGAUGCUGGCCUGGAAAGGGUUCCUCGAAGGGAUAAUGGUGGUGAAGAGGUGAUUCGGCUUGGUGGAUCUACUUGGAAGUAGUUGAAAGAUAAGUCAUAUGUAUCAUUUGGGUAUUCAGACAAGGCUAACUUAUUUGAUCAAAUGAACGAACAAUUACCUUGAUGAGCUUUUUAUUCUCUGUAGGCAUAGAUAGUAAGUUACAAUUGAUGGAUGAUAUUUCAUACACCGGCCCAUGUAAUGUGAUGAGUCAGGGGGAUGUAUGUAUGUUAGGUUCCUCCUCACUUUGCAAUUGUUACAUUCUGUUUUUAAUGCUUCAUGGUAGCUCAAUUGUUUAGACUACUUUGGACA
This is a messenger RNA of Jatropha curcas, 4350 nucleotides long. RefSeq names its product PRP38 family protein (gene ATSRL1). The record is from RefSeq and is a predicted model, not a curated record. Lineage: Eukaryota; Viridiplantae; Streptophyta; Magnoliopsida; Malpighiales; Euphorbiaceae.